ACCAUUUCCGACUGGGCUAAUUUGGAAUCAGCUCGCUUAUUUGCACCGCGGCGUGUGUGUGAACGCUAUUUAUACCCGGUACUUUCUAUCCCAUCAUUCCAAGCGAUCGUAUCAACAUCCGGCAGUGAGCGGUGCUAGUGCUCGUACUGACGACAUGUUUAUUUCAUCUUUCAUUUUCAUCUUUCAUUUUUACCGUGGUCUGAAUUAAUUAACCGUAAAUCUGUUAACUGUGCGAUUGUGACGUGAUGCCGAAAUCGAAAGCUGGUACAAAGGCAGUAUCUGGAUCUGGAGGGGCUCACUGGAAGCAUGAAGAAGUGGUAACCCUUAUAAAUGUAUGGGGAGAAGAAGAGAUUUUCCGUGAAACGAAGGACACGAGGAUGAAGAGGAAGCCGGUGUAUAUUGAAAUAAGCAGACGCUUGGCAGCGAUCGGAAUUUUGAGAGACGUGUCCCAAAUAAAAUAAAAAAUAAAAAACUUGAAAUGGGAGUUUAAGCUAAUCCUUAAACAGAACAACAAGUCGGGCAACGACAGAAAAACAAUGAAGUUUUACAACGAACUGAACAGUUUCCUUGGACACCGACCGGCCAACAACCCUCCAAGUGGCUCAGUUUUAGAGACAGCGACGGUGUCUAGCCCUGACACUCCUAGUACUAGUACCAGCGACACCAGUGACCGGGAUCUUCCAGAGACGCUGUCCAACUUUAAGACAGAACAAUCUGAUCCAGAUAAUGGCUUCUCUGAUAUUG
Molecule: messenger RNA, 744 nt
Organism: Priapulus caudatus
Lineage: Eukaryota; Metazoa; Priapulida; Priapulimorpha; Priapulimorphida; Priapulidae
Product: trichohyalin-like
Source: RefSeq, a predicted model, not a curated record